AUGCAUUAUCUGUACUCGUUCCCUAUACUUUUCUCUUUUGCUUCGAUUGUGUCUUCUUCGAACACGACUGUAGACCUGUCAUGGCAUGCACCUCCGUCUACUCAGGUCAGCGACCUCAAGUCCGUCAUCAAUGGCACUGAUGUCUGGGGGUUUGUUUUCAACUCGUCCAAGACCCCGGCAAGCCUACCAUACUCGACAUACAACUGGUGCAAUAUGCCUCACGUCCGCUCUUCUGAGUAUCCCAAGGUCAACUCGAGCUACAUACUCCAAUACGUUCACGUUAUCCAUCGCCACCAUAAGCGUACUCCUUAUGCAGCCAACACCUUCCCUCGGGAGUCUUAUGCAUGGGAGUGCUCUGACGAAGGUCUUUAUUACGGUGGUGCUACGUUCACUGGUGCCAACGCCAACACCUCAGCAUCCACAUACUGGAGUGUUUUCACAUCAUCCUCGAACCCAUUGGCUCCGCAGGGCUUCAAUGGUACAUGUCAAUUUCCUCAGUUAACCUCGGGAGGUUUGGACGAUAGCCAUCAGCAUGGCAAGGACGUCUUUGGUGUCUACCAUGGUCUGCUUGGUUUCUUGCCAGCAAAGUAUGACUCUCGCAAAAUUCAAUUCCGUGUGACCAACAAUGUCAUCACAUCUCAAGUCGCCAGCAACUUGAUCCCUGGCAUAUAUCCUUUGCUCGAUUCGAAGAGCGUUCCAUUGAUGAUUCAGCCCGCCUCGAUCGAUAGUCUGGAACCUGCCUACACAUGCUCUUCUGCAUCCUCUCUCUACUCGUCUUAUGGUGUAGGCAGCACCAACGCAAAUUGGACCGCUCACUUGACUGCCUCGUCUGGUCUUGCCAGUGCUCUAGAUGCCAUAUCUGGUAUCUCAUCCAGUGCAACAGCCUGGCACCAAUCCUGGGACCACUAUUUUGACAAUCUUUCUGCUCGUCUCUGUCACUCGAAGCCUCUGCCCUGCAACAGUACUACCGGCACCUGCGUCACUCAGACUCAGGCAAACGAGGUAUUCCGUCUGGGUGAGUACGAAUACAACUUCUUGUACCGCUCAGCUGGUCCUCAAACUCUCGAGUAUGCCCGUCGCAGCUACGGUAUCUGGGUCGCAGAGCUGGCAGACCACUUCCGUGUCGCACAAAAUGGCAACGACUCCGUCAUCUACAGACAUGACGUUGCUCACGAUGGCAGUAUCUCUCGCCUAUUGGCCUUGCUGCAAAUCCAGGAGAUGGUUUGGCCGGGCAUGGGCUCUGAGGUUGUCUUUGAACUCUACUCUAAGCACAAUGAGUGGUUUGUCCGUAUUCUGUGGGGAGGACAGGUGUUGAGAAGCUCGAGUCCUACACUAGGCAAUGAGGUUGAUAUGGUACCUUUGCAAAACAUUUUGGCGUACUUUGAUGGUCUUGUCGGUCGUGGCGCUUCUCUGGUUCCUGGUCUAUGUAACCAGAGCUAG
Messenger RNA from Aureobasidium vineae, 1440 nucleotides. The record is from the annotation of a GenBank genome assembly. Lineage: Eukaryota; Fungi; Ascomycota; Dothideomycetes; Dothideales; Saccotheciaceae.